Messenger RNA from Penaeus vannamei (Pacific white shrimp), 3495 nucleotides. Lineage: Eukaryota; Metazoa; Arthropoda; Malacostraca; Decapoda; Penaeidae. The record is from RefSeq and is a predicted model, not a curated record.
CAGCCGCAUUUCACAACCCACAACUGAUAACACCGCCACGGCACCACACGUAGAGUUAUCAUCCCCGCCACGGUAUGGUACGGCAGAUAAUGAGGGUAUUAAAGUGAUUAUUGGCCGAGUCCUCUCCUUAGUUGAAGGUCAGCUUCUCUGUGGCAGACAGUAAGGAGGGAGCGAGGAAAGGUGGAGACAACUGGGGAAGGUUAAAUACUUUCGGAGACAGCUGACCUAAGACAAGAAAAAGACCCUCAACAUCCCAUGGAGAUGACGUCACACCCUCGCUUCAGACCGGAAAUCCCCGCUCCUCCUCCGAGACCUGACCCCCAACAUGCCGUGACCUCGAAUGACCCCUUCCGUGACCUAGAACGGAAGGAGAAGGUGGUGAUCCUGGGAAGCGGCGACAUGUGUUUGGGUUUGUCUGUGGCGUUGAGGCGAGCGGGGUUGCAGGCCGUGGCGGGGAGCAGGACGCCAGAGAGUGCCAGGAUCCGCUUAAGAUCAACGGGGCUGCAGGUGAAAUCGCUGACGGAGGCGCUGAAGGAAGGAGAGGUGGUCCUAGUGACGAUCCCUGCGGAACACCACGACUCCCUCCCUCGCCACCUGCUCGCCGGGAAGAUCGUGGUCGACGUCAGCAACAGACCCCCCGACAGCCCCGUCGGGCCGAGAGCGUGGCAGAGCGCCUGCAGGAGUGCCUUCCGGAGAGCCCACGUCGUCAAGGCCUUCAACACGCUGUCCGCCUUCGCCCUCCAGCAGGGGGACGUCAGGGGCAGCAAGGAGAUCCCAAUUAGCAGCGACAACGCCCGUGCUCGCCGCCUGGUGUCAGAGCUCGUGCGAAACAUGGGUUUACAUCCCGUAGACUUCGGCGCGUUGAGGGCGGCCCGUGAGAUCGAAGAAAUCCCGUUUUCUUUCUUCCGGGAAUGGAAGGUGGCCGGCUACGUGGCUCUCCUCGUUUUCUUUCUGUUCUACUUGCUUUUGUUCAUGAGGAGACAGAUAUGCCCGAAUCUGGACAGUACGGACGGCUGGAAUUGGAAUCGAUUCCAGACAUUCCCGUUGAAGAAUGGCAUGCUGGCCUUCGCUCUCUCUGGAACCGUCAUGUUGCUGCUCUGCUAUGUGCCAGGUACCAUAGCGGGCUACCUGCAGCUGUACAGAGGCACCAAGUACUCCACGUUCCCCAGCUGGCUCGACAGGUGGCUGAAGUCUCGAAAACAGAUGGGACUGCUGGCGCUCUUCAUGGGGUCUCUUCACGGUUGCAUGGCUGUAUUUACUCAAAUCGACGAAGGAAUGGCCGAACCAGCGCGUUGGUCUCAGCAGCUCUUCAUUGCUCUUGGCAUAGUCCUACUAGGAGUCCUGGGUGUGUUAGGCGUCUCCUCGCUUCCCUCCGUCUCAGCAGGACUCACCUGGAGGGAAUUCAGCUUCCUACAGCGUUACUUGGGAUGGGCUUCGGUCCUUCUUGUCACGGGUCACGCCUUCUUCAAGGGUUACACGAAGCUGCUCGUCCCGCGUUUCGAGUGUGUCGUUCUGGCGUCCGAAACACAGAUCAUCGUGUUCUUGUGCUUCCUCACCGUUCUGCUCAAAGUGCCCCUCCUCAUACCCUGUGUCCACUCACGCCUCAUGAAAGUCCGGAGGGGGUAUGAGAGGAUGCCCAACGGAUCGCCUGCUUAGUGUGGAUAGACAUGUGGAUAAUUUUUUUUUUUUUUCGUUUUUUCUUUUUUUUUCUUUUAUUCUUUUUUCUUUUUUGUUUUUUUUUUCUUUUCUUUUCUUUUUUUGUAGAAGGGAAGGAGAUGCUAGUUUAUGGUUAUAUUUUUUAUCUUUUUCUUCUUUUGAGAUAAGAGACGACUCGCAAAUAUCUAUCUUUUUCUUUCUUUAUAUAUAUUUUUUUUCUUUCUUUUCUUUUAAGGAACGAUUUGUAAGUUUCUGUUUUCUUUACAAUUUAUUUAUUUUUUAUUCUUUUUUUUUCUUACUGUCAGUGAGGGUCUGAUUAGAACAUGUAGCCUUUGUUAAGAAAGCAAAGAAGGUCACGAAUAGGGUUCUUAAACUUGAACAAAGAAAGCUGGUAAGAAAUUAACACAAUCAUUGUGAUAAUUGUUAAUCAAAAGCAUAAUUGGCGUCAUUAACUUUAUUUUGGAGUGGUAUUAAUGAGGUAAAUGAUAGUAGGUUCAUAUAGAUAAGAUUUUAUGUGGCAGGAGACAGUCUUAACUAUAGAAGGUUAGUGUUUGAUAUAUUAUAAGAUACGAACUAGUCUGCUUACUAAGAAUUAAUUGCAGAUUAAGUUCAGAACACUAUGGACUGUAAUAUAAACUCAACAGUCUAACUACAGAUAGUUAACUGUAGAAUUAUAGCCCUAUAGUUUUUAGCUCGAUAUGAAGCAGUCUAACUGUAGAAGGUUAACUGUAAUCUCAAAAUGAUAUUUAAUAUUUCAUAUGAUAUAAAUCAGUCUGCUUAUAGAGCGUUGACUGAGAUUAAGUUAAGAACAUUUUGGAUUGUGUUUAUAAUAUAAGUUCAACAGUCUAGCUGCAGGUAGUUAACUGUAAAAUCAUAGCACUAUAGUAUUUUUUUUUACGCGAUAUGAAACAGUCUAGCUGCAGAAAGUUAACUGUAAUCUCAAAUUGACAUCUGGCAUUUUUUUAUAUGAAUCAGUCUGACUGUAGAGUGUUAACUGUUCAAUAUGCCCAGAACAAUAAUAUUUGUAUGUGUUGACAUAAGACUAACAGUCAAAAAGAGUCACUUGAUUAAGGAAAUUAUAGACUCUUAAGUUUUAUGAAGUCUUUUACGUGACAUGACACAGUCUGACUGUAGAGUUAACUGUAAUGAAAGUCAUGAUCAUGAUCUGUGAUAGCAGUGUGACUGUAGAUAGUCAACUGCAACUUCAAAAGCAUUUUCCGUAAAAUCUCAUAGACCAGUCUCACUACAGGAAGUGAACUGUAAUCUGAAGUUUGUGUAUACGUUGUGCUUGCAGUCUAACACACGCGUUAACUGCACACAACCUUCGUAAAAUUGGGAUCUCUUAUUUGCAGUUGAGUUCGUGCAAGGGCUAACUGCUUGUACAAAUUAGUUUAAGAUUUAUUUGGUACGGUACAGGAGGAAGAUACAUCCUGUUUGGUUGGAUUUUUUUUAUACCUUUUUUGGAUGAAUAAGGUGCUGAAAAUAGGAUAGGCCUAUGUACGCAUGUGUUGUUAUAUAUGUAAUGUCCUUUUCCAGAAGCAUAAUAACUAAAUGGAUGAUAAAAAAAGUCCCUUUAAUCUACCAUUUUGUUAACAGUUAUUUGUGUCAAGUAGUAGGAAUGUAUAGUUUAUAUGCGUACAUCUUACAAAACGCUUAAGCAUUUUCGCAUACCACAAGAAGAAAAAAAAACAGAAUUUAUUGCAGUUAUAUAACAUUCUUCAAGUUAAAUUAUCAUGUCAGUUUUGUUUCAGUUAAAAAAAAAACAGGUUAAGAGCUUGAAAUUGAAAUAUGUUACUGUACUGUACACAAGUAUUAUAAUACACGUUUAUACAGCAGAAA